AUGGAGAGAGGUUUUGAUGUUGACCAUACUAAUGUCAGUUCGUGGUGCAGUAUGCCUAAAGCCUGUGAUGUGUAUGGCUUCACCGAUUGGUUCAAAGUGGGCAAAUACUGUGUCAAAUACUUCUACAGCCGUGCUAACUUCACUGAAGCGGAGUUCAAGUGUAGGUCCAAAGCCCCUGGUGCACAUCAGGUGUCAGUGCAUAGUAAAGAGGAUAAUAAUUACUUGCUCUGCCUUGUGAAAAAAUGUAACCCAAGAAACCUGCGCUUCUGGCUCGGAGGCUUUGAAUUCUUCAAGUCUGGUAAAUUUUUUUGGCUUGAUGGUUCCUUCUGGAAUUAUCAAAUUUGGACACGUGGUGAACCCAACCACAUGUACACCAGUACGGAGGAAUGCGUGGAGAUGAACUGGAAAGAGGUUGGCAAGUGGAACGACGACUCUUGUAGUGUCAAGAAAAACUACAUCUGCGCCUUCAAACGACAAGACAUGCUGAAAGUAGACCAGGAGUAGAUGGAGCAGUUUUAUCCGAGUAUCAUCCCAUAAAACGUUCUGAAUAAAAUGAUUUUCUCUGCAUCAAAAAAAUAAAAAAAA
Messenger RNA from Rhinichthys klamathensis goyatoka, 585 nucleotides. Its product is annotated as lectin-like. Bases 1 to 504 code for a protein of 167 amino acids. Gene Ontology annotation, molecular function: signaling receptor activity. The transcript is spliced from 5 exons. The record is from RefSeq and is a predicted model, not a curated record. NCBI's taxonomy places the organism in Eukaryota, Metazoa, Chordata, Actinopteri, Cypriniformes, Leuciscidae.